GCCCUUCUCUUUCUCUCUCUCCUCCCUCUCAAGCCCACCAAUCUCUCUCUCUCUCUCUCUCUCUCUAAAAGCUUCGCUAGCUCUCUCCGACCUAAACUCUUCCCUGGGACUCCAUACUACUUGGGUUCGAUAUAUUUUCACAAACCCAGACGUGGAAAGAGUUAGAGAGAGACAGAGAGAGAGAGAGAGGGAGGGAGAGAAGCUAGCAAAGCGACAAAAAGAAAACAAAAACGACGACCAUGGCUGCCCAGCAAACGAACGGGACCGAUCUGAAUGCGAAUCAACAACAGCCUCAGCAGGCUCAGCAGCAAUGGAGUCAGAACCAGCAGCAGCAGCAGCAAUGGAUGGCCAUGCAGUACCCGGCGGCUGCCAUGGUUAUGAUGCAGCAGCAGAUGAUGAUGUACCCUCAGCACUAUAUCCCUUACGGUCACCACCAUUAUCAACAACAACAGCAGCCUCCUCCUUAUCACCUCCCCAAGCAACACUCUCUGCCCCAUAAGCAGGACGAGAUCAGAACGAUCUGGGUUGGUGAUCUUCACCAUUGGAUGGAUGAGUCUUAUCUCCAUGGAUGCUUUGCUCACACUGGCCAGGUUUUCUCAGUGAAAGUCAUACGCAAUAAGCAAACUGGUCAGCCAGAAGGAUAUGGAUUUGUAGAGUUUUAUUCACGUGCAGCAGCUGAGAAAGUUUUACAGAGCUAUAAUGGUACUACCAUGCCAAGCACAGAGCAGCCCUUCCGUUUAAAUUGGGCAACUUUCAGUGUGGGUGAUAGGCGGACAGAGGCUGGUUCUGAUUUGUCCAUAUUUGUUGGAGAUUUGGCAGCAGAUGUGACUGAUACAAUGUUGCAGGAAACCUUUGCUACUAGAUACUCAUCUGUUAAAGCUGCCAAAGUUGUUAUUGAUUCAAAUACCGGUCGUUCAAAAGGUUAUGGUUUUGUUAGGUUUAGUGAUGAAAAUGAGAGGUCAAGGGCCAUGACUGAAAUGAAUGGGGUAUACUGUUCAAGCAGACCAAUGCGUAUAGGUGUUGCAACCCCAAAAAAGUCAUCUGGAUAUCAACAACAACAGUAUAGUUCACAAGCUGUGGUAUUGGCUGGUGGACAUAUAUCAAAUGGUGCUGUAGCCCAAGGUUCCCAAUCUGGUGGCGAGUCAAAUAAUACAACCAUCUUUGUUGGAGGGCUUGAUUCUGAUGCCACUGAUGAAGACCUGAGGCAGCCUUUUUCUCAGUUUGGUGAAGUCGUUUCUGUGAAAAUACCAGCAGGAAAAGCAUGUGGCUUUGUACAGUUUGCGGAAAGAAAGAAUGCUGAGAAUGCAAUGCAGAUGCUGAAUGGGAAAGUUAUUGGUAAGCAAUCAGUUCGUCUUUCAUGGGGUCGUACGCCAGGGAACAAGCAGUGGCGGGAUUCAAGUAACCAGUGGAAUGGAGCACAUUAUGGUGGUGGAUAUGGAUAUGGUGUGCCACAGCAUCAGGAUUUGGGUAUGCAUGCUGCUGCAGCUACAGCUGCAGUUAACGGGGCUUCUUGACAGAGAGAGUAUGGAAAUUGGCAAUGCCAUAUAAACUGAAAAUUGGCAAUGCCAUGUAAACUGAACUUACAGGAGUGGCUUUUUUUUAGAUAUAGAUAUGAAUAUCUUGAUUGAAAUAGGAUUGAUUUGGCUGCUUCUUUAUAGCUAAAUCUGUAGUUUGAUGAGUUUUGUAGCUGGAUUGAAUUGAUUUCUUCAAAUUAUGUCUCAGAUUCUGUUUGUACCUUUUUUA
Ziziphus jujuba (common jujube) is the source of this 1743-nucleotide messenger RNA. Its product is annotated as polyadenylate-binding protein RBP47. Gene Ontology annotation, cellular component: cytosol. Gene Ontology annotation, molecular function: mRNA binding. Lineage: Eukaryota; Viridiplantae; Streptophyta; Magnoliopsida; Rosales; Rhamnaceae. The transcript is spliced from 6 exons. The record is from RefSeq and is a predicted model, not a curated record. Bases 240 to 1514 code for a protein of 424 amino acids.